Drosophila suzukii is the source of this 8846-nucleotide messenger RNA. RefSeq names its product klarsicht (gene klar). Gene Ontology annotation, molecular function: kinesin binding. Gene Ontology annotation, cellular component: perinuclear region of cytoplasm; nuclear envelope; membrane. Gene Ontology annotation, biological process: nucleus organization; nuclear migration; cytoskeleton organization. The record is from RefSeq and is a predicted model, not a curated record. Lineage: Eukaryota; Metazoa; Arthropoda; Insecta; Diptera; Drosophilidae.
GACAAAAAAUCAAAAAAAAUUUCUGUUGCGGGUGGUUGUGGUUUGCGGCGCGCGUGCUGAUCGAAAUUUGCGACAUGACAAAAUAAACAAGUAGUGUGAUAUAAAACGGAUAAAGAACCCCUGGAAAAGGGUUUGGCCAAGCAGCCAGCACUUUGAUUUGUGUUUAAUGUUCGGCUUUCAAAGUAAAUCGCCGCGUCUUAAGUCGUCUUAAUUGUUUAUGUCCGUACGCAAGGUAAAUUGCCAACAAUUCAGCCGCUGAAAGUGCCAAAAAUGAGCCAGAAUCAGAAGAAAUGAGCGGCUAAAGAGGAAUUUGCGAAAAGAGGAAGCAGUCCUGGCCAUGUGUAUGUGUGAGUGUGCAUGUGUGUGUUGGCGUCGCUAAAAAGUGCAUGUGAAAAGUAUUGAGUCGAAGGAAAAAGGCAGAAAAGGUAACGAAGAGAGGCACAAAAAGUGAGAAAAUUGCUGGAGAAACAACAAACAUAUAGUGGCAAAAUAAAAUAAAGUUUUCUUAAAAAACCGCAGUCGACUGCGUUGCGUGCACUUGUAUGUGCCGCUGCAUGUGUGUAUGAAUGUGGAAGUAAAGAAGAAAAAAAACAGUUUUGCAGCGGAGUACAAAUUCCAAUUGGAGUCUGUAGGAGCAUUCGGCGAAUCAAAUAAAAAACAACCGAAAGUGAAUUGAAUUGAAUGGCAUCGAAAGGAUUGGAUGGAUGUGCUUUGCCGCGAGUCACUGAAUAAAUUUCGACUUUCGCACAUUGGCAGGCUUUUCACACUCGAUUAUUGGAAUUAAUUUAGAUACUCGAAACAACCGACAUUUUAUCAAAAUAACGAAACAAGUAUUUUGCAUAAAAACGAACGGAAAUCGAAAGGAACGCCCUGAAGGUCAUUGCCAGAGAGCGGAACGCCGGCAUCGGAACGGAAAACAAUGAAUAUCAGAGGAAGCCAGGCAGACAUGCAAAUAUUGGGCGACUUUUGAGGGGUUCGAUUAGCAUAACUCGCUCCCUAAAUAAUAAAUAGUUAUCCCUCACAUGCACACAUGGAAAAUAAAGCCAAAUAAAGUUGGAGAACAAUGGAAAUGCAACAGGAAAACGAUCUGGCAAGAGAAAGGGGAGUCCCGAAAUCAGAGAAAGACGGGGAGAUGAGAAGUAACCAAGAGACUGAAAAAGCGGCCAUUAUAAAAGGUGGAAAUGAAGGAUCGCCAAGGGAAUUGGAGUCCCCGAACGAAACCCAAACCACCCGAAAUCAAGAAAACACAACGAAACCCCAUAAAUUGGAUGGCAUCUUCGCCAUACCAGCCACGCCCCGUAAUAAGACGGGCCUAACUACAAAAUCGGCCAGCAGUAGCCGCAGUAGUUCCCUCAAAAAACAAAGACGUGGAUCCAGAGGAAAUGCAAAUUUGAACGUAAUUGGAACGGAAAAUGGAUUUUCAAACAGCAGCGCCUCUGGCGGUGGUCAAUUAAACCAUGGCACUAACAGUGUUGGAAACGACCUUAUGAAGCAGUCACAGUCCAUGACGUCACUGCAGGCCUCAAAUGAGGAACAGCAGGAGCGCCGUGACGUCAUGCAGGCCAAGCUCCAUUUGGAACGGCCCUACAACAGCCUCAAGAAAAAUUCGCAUAGCAAUAAAAUGCACCGUUAUUCGUGGGGAAGCGGAAACAGUCAAUGCAGUUCCACCAGCCUCCACAGCAGCGCCACCUUGGGCUUGGGUUCCUCUGGCAAAGACGACCUCUGGGCGGCCAUUCAAACGAACUACAACUACAUCAUGGACACGAACCUUUUGGAUACCUGCAAGGAGGCGCGCUGUGAGAUAGAGGGCGCAGCAACAGUGCUGGAAAAGUCUAGUGAAUGUUGUUUUAAGAUGCUCGAUGAGACCCAAAGACCCGAGGGCCUUUGUGAGGAUCCCAAGGAAUUACGGCGUUGGCUCCGCGAAAUGGAGAGUAAAUUGGAGAGUUCGCCCACAAUCACUGAGCUCACUUUGUUUGGCAACGCGGAAUUGCAGCGCCAUCUAGCAGUACACUCGGUGUUGUACCAUGAAAUUGUAUCACACGCUCGAGUGGUGAGCUCUUGCAUUCGAGCCGCCGAAAAGGAGCAGCAACUCCAACAGCAGCAGCAGCAACAAUUGCAAUUGCAACAGCAGCAGCAACUGUCGAGUCAGCAACCCGCCUCAUUGACCAGCAACUGCUCCAGUGAGUCAACCAGCGACUCGGCCACAAAGUCGAGCAGCCUGAGCAGUGGUUUCGCCUCCUCCGAUCCGGUGACCACACCCAUAGGAACCACGCAAACUGCCCCACCACCAACAGUCACCCACCACCCAUCAAAGAAGGGGGAGGGAAACUUGGAGCGACUAAGGGAUCGCUAUCAUCUGUUGUAUCUGAAGGCUUUCGAACUUCAAUUGUGUCUGGAUAAUCUGCUUAGGAAACGCAGUUCCACAGCGAAUGGUUUGGAUGACGACGAGGACGAAGAGGAGGACACCGAAGACGACUCCUUCGGCUACGAGGGCGAAGCCACCGAGGACGAUCUGAACGAGGUCAACUCGGAUCUGGAUUUGGAGAACAGCGAACCCAAGUCGGCCACCCCCGCGGAACUGAUCCUCCAGCGCUGCCAGAUUGCAGCCACCCAGAUUGUCUGUGGCCUGGAUGAGGAGUCCCAUUCGCCAUCCCAGCAAAUCCCAUCCCAAGCGGAGUCCCUGUCAGCGGAUCAGCCACGCGAUUGUCUUGCACCUCAAAAGCCCGGCGAUGAGGCCGAUGAGGAGCUAGAGGAGGAGGACGAGGAUCCCGAUCUAGGCACCGACGUGGUGGACUUCCUGAUUGCCAAGCGAUCGUGGAGACAGGCGAAUCACCACCCGAAUCCCAGUGGGGCAGCCACCCUGACGGAUUUCGAGGCGGACUCGGAGAGCAGUGACUUCGAGCAGGUGCAGCAGCUGAGCAGGAGAGGAUUGCCUGUGGUGGCGGGAAUUACCCGAAGGGUCCUCAACCUCAUAGAGAUGCCCCAGAGCAGUAAUAGCAAUAUCAACAGCAGCAACUCGUUGCUGCAGCAGCGACAUCAUCACAAUAUUGGCAACAAAAUGCUGCCCAAUAAGGCGCAUAACAAAAACAUAGCCGUGGCGGUAAUCACACCCAAUUCGCAUGGGAACACCAGUCAUGGUCACGGUCACGGACUGAGUCACGGGCUCGGUCACGAGCUGAACAAGUCGCCGCUGGGACUGCGAAAGACGCGUCAUCAUGACACCUCCAAGUUCAACCGAUCCAAUCGCAAGUCGAAGAACUGUGCAAUCUUCUACUUCAAGCACUUGGACACGGACAACGAGCAGGGGAAUGCGGCGGGCAGUGAUCUCCAGAGCGAGGAUGAUCCGUGCCUGAUCCACCGGCGGAGAGUUGGAGACGGAGGAGCUGGUGGCGACAUACUGAAAUCGGCUGAUGCCUCAACGGAUGACGACGACGAAGGUUGGCUCUACACGGCGACAGCAGCAGAAACAUUGGAAGUUGCCACAGCAACUGCAACAUCCACUGCCACAGCGGCAGCCAACACAUCGACUGUGGAUGGUCUCCAGUCCACGGCCAUUUCCUCGACCACGGCAACGGGUGGACCACUCCCGCCCAGCGACGACUCCGAUAAGGAGAACAAGGAGGCUCUGGUCAGCACCACAACCACCGCGGCAGCAGCGACUGCGACAGCAACAUUGCACAGCAGCAACUACGACAGCAGCAGCGCCUGCUCCUCCUCUAAUUCAAAUUCAAAUUCGAAUUCCAACUCCAACUCCAACGGCAGGCUCACGGAGACCUCGGCCACCUCGCGAGUCACCCAGCUACAGAUGCAGAUCCACUCGCACUCCCAGAUGCAGAUGGAGUUCCAAAUCAAUGGCAAUGCCAGCGAUGGCAGACACGUCAUUAGCAACAACAAUUGCUACAGCAACAUGCAACAUGAGCAGCAGCAAAACAACAACGAGGGGGAGGCCGUCCCUGCCGCCGAGGAUCUGGCCAAGAUCAAGAUGGGCGUCGAUGAGACAGCUGCUGAUGUGGCGAAUGGAAACGCCGGCAAGUCUCAGCAGAUGAGCAACAGUUUCUACAGCCGCGCGGACAUCUGCAACAUCAGCGUGUGGCCAGCUGAAACGGUGGCCAGUAGCCACUUGCCACCAAGAUCCCCGGCCAAGUCGGCCAAGUCCUCCAAAUCCCAGGCCAGCAGCAGCAACGCCACCUUGUCGGCAUCCCUGCUCGCCUCCCCAGCCAAGGGCAAGGUCUCGCAUGAUUCAAUCAAGCAGUUGGUGCUGGAAGCCGAGCAUUUGGUGCGCGACGCCCAAGAGGCCGCACUGAAGACGCCAACCAAGCAGAAACAUUCCAUCAUUAAGAUCUCGUCGACGGUCAAGAAGCGCGAGGUCACCAUGUCGCAUCCCAUCAAGCAGCGAGUGGAGGAAUGGCUGGAGCACCAGCCCUCGACCCCACAGCUGCUGACCCGCAGCCACACGCAUGAACUCCUGCCAAGCUGCAAGCCCGAUGACUGCGAGGCAUCUGGAGAGGCCUCCGAGACGGACUCGGUGCCUCAAGCGGGAACAGGAGUGGCGGGAGGAGCACCCAACGGAGGGGCGGGAUCGGAUACUUCGGAGGGCUUCACCGAUUCCAUUGCCACCUGUAUGCAAACGAGCACGAAUUCCUACGGGAAUUCCACGGAGAGAAUCGGUGGGUCUGCCGAGCCCAUUGGUCAGCCAGUCACUCCUUUGGGAUUUGGCAGCAGCAACCAGAGCCUGAAUGUGAAGAUUGUGAAGCGACCGCAGACGCGCCGCAAGUCGGAGAGACCGUGGUCUGUUUCGUGUCUGUCCCAGUUGACCACGGAUGCAGCCCAGUUGACCAAGGCCCGGAUAGUGGAGAACUCACCGCCCGGAUUGGCCAGUCAUUCGAUCAGCGAGAGCGCCCUAGACUCGCUCUCUCCGGGACCAAGGCCGCGGGCCGCUUCUUCCUCGGGAACGGGAAGCAAUGCGGCCAGGAAGGCGGACAGCAAGGGAUCCCUGAGGAGGAGGAAGGCCAGAAAGAAGCGCAUUUCGGCCGCUUCGGCUGGCAGGAAAUCAGAUUCAGGUUCCGAACUGGGUGGGGAUCUCACCCAGACACUGAUGAAGUCCUGCGAGUCGAUGUCCUCGCAGCAACUGCAGGAGUUCACAAAUGCCCUGCUGAGCAUCCAAAAGGGAGCAGCUAUUGCCCCACUGAGUCCCAAGGGAGAGGUUUCAGGGGUAACUCUGCUGGCCGAGGGCGAGGCAGGUGAAACCCCGCUGAUGCUACCCAAAUUCCGGGUUGGAUCCUUCACCACAGCUGGCCUCUUGGCCAGUGAAACGAGAUUGGGAGCUCUAGCAGCCCUCUCGAACUACAUGAACGAGGACGAGCAGCAAGCAGAACUUAGCACCGAGGACCAUCACAGCAGCAUCUCGGAGACGGCCUGGGACAACUACCAAGAGAAAUACAACUCGGAGAACUAUUCCGAGGGCUUCGAUUCGGAUGCGGCCCGUCGUCUCUUGGAAUUCGGCGACGACUAUCGCAAUUUUAUCGACUCGCAGUCGGACUGCUGCAGUUCCCUGUCGGCGGCCAACAAUCUGGACUCGUUCUCGCCACCGCGCAUGGAUUCGCUGCAGAAGCACGAGCUGAAGACCCUACACAUCAACCAGGACACGAUUACCAGCAGCGUGGACCACGCCCGCCGCCAGCGCGCCCUUGAACUGCAGUACGAGCGCCGUCGCAAGACCCUGGAAGUCCGACGCAAGUCCUGUCAAGACAUGGAUGAAAUCCCAGUGGCCAACAGCCAGAAGGAGCAGCAGCCGCAGCAAUUGCAGACCCAGCCUUCGCUGUCUGCCUCCGCCACCGCACUGAUGACCACGCCCAAGAAUCAGUCCAUCGGCCAGCAGCUCAGCCAUCGCACAGAGUCCGUGGGUCGCAAGUUGGAGUUCGGCGGAAUGAGCCACUCGGCCCAGUCGCUGCUGCGUCGCACCUCGGAGAGCGAUACCUCGACCAGGAGGCGCCGCACUGUGACGGCGGACGAGAGAAGACGCUCCUCCCGCAACCUGGAGAAGAGCAUAAAGCUGAUUCCGGCCACCACUUCCUCCUCGAGCGGAUCGGACUCCGAGGACGGAGAGCAGGAGAUGCGAUCCCUGCUGCAGCAAAGCCGCGACAGGCUAGACGAUACAAGGGCCCUGAAGAUCAGGUGCCAUCUGCUUAGACCAGAGGAUUACAACGAGAUCAUCAACACUUGCCGCGACAACAUCCGAUGCUUGGAGGCCGUUCUGCGCGGUCCGCCCGGCACCGUGCUGUCCAACCACUGCGCUGGCCAGACAAAAGAUCUGCUCGCCGCCUGGGAGGAUCUGCUCGGCUGGAGCGAGAAUGCCUCGGCUGCCCGCAAGUUGCAGCAGGAGAUGAGCGUGCUCAAGCACUCGCUGCAGCGACUGGGGGACAAGCCCACGCCGGAGCUCCUGGACACGGAGCCCGCCAUCCAAAUCGCCGUGGAGGCUCUCAAGUUGGAGCAGUCCCAGCUGGCCAGCUACAGGACCAACAUGCUGCGCCUCAACGCCUCCGUCCACAGCUGGCUUACCAGGCAGGAGAGGCGUCUGCAGAGCGCCUUGGAGGAGCAGGAGCAGCAACAGGAGUCCGAACAACUCAAGCAGGAAGAGAAACCGAAGGAGGAGAAGAAGGACCUGGCCUGCAGCGGAGCAGUGGCCAUCACGGUCACCGACAGCAAUGGCAACCAAGUGGAGGCUCUGGCCACAGGAGAAGCCUCCACCUCCACGCCAGCCUGGGAUGUGCACUCGCUGAUGUCCGCGGAGCAGGAGUUCCACAAGCACCUCAAAAACGAAGUGAGCGACAUGUACAGCGCCUGGGAUGAGGCGGAUGCCAGAAUCAACACGCAACUGGAGAUGCUCACCAACUCGUUGAUUGCCUGGCGGCAGUUGGAGUCUGGUCUGAGUGAGUUCCACUUGGCCUUGGGUCAGGAUAGGGGCACCCUGAAGGGUCUGGAGGGAGCACUGGACAAGGGGCAAGCCACGCCUGUGGAGCUGGCCCAGAACGUCAAGCUGGUGGCCAAGCUGCUGUCCGAAAAGGUCCAUGUCAGCCAGGAGCAGCUUCUGGCCGUGCAACAGCACUUGGAUCCCAAUCAAAUCUACCACAUCGCCAAGUUCACGGCCUCGAAUGGUUCGCUCUCGGAUUCUGGAAUCUCCGACGGAGGUGCCACCUCAGAUGGUGGACUAUCCGAGAGGGAGCGACGCUUGGGUGUCCUUCGACGUCUUGCCAAGCAGUUGGAACUGGCUCUGGCGCCGGGCAGCGAAGCCAUGCGUUCUAUUGCCGCCCGAAUGGAGAGUGCCGAGGCCGAGCUGAAGCACCUGCAGAAUACCUGCAGGGAUUUGAUUGUGCGCACGGCAGCCAGCCACCAGCAGAAGCAGCAGAUCCAGCAGAGUCAGGGCCAUCCGGUUUCACCCAAGGCCAAUGGACAGGUAAAGAAGCAGGCUGGGAAAGGCAACGGAGGGCAACCACAGUCGCCUGGUAAACGCGGAAAAGCAGGAAGAAAGGCGCGUCAGGCAAAGAACGCAGGAGACGAUCAACAAGUCGAAGAGGAGCAGAAGCUCAGCCCAGAACAGCAGAAACUUGUACUGAAGCAGCUCAAGAGUCUGGCAAGUGGCGAUGGAGGCGACGACCCCUCCGAUGAUCCCUCGCUGCUAUUCAACUUGGAAAGCUCCGAGGAAGAUGCCGAGGAAGCGGAUCCCACGCAGGCCUCCAAGCGCGGGUGGGCGUGGCGCAUCGCGAGGGCGGCUGUGCCCAUGCAGGUGGCCCUGUUCACCAUCUUCUGCGCCGCCUGUCUGAUGCAGCCCAAUUGCUGCGACAAUCUGAACAACCUGUCCAUGAGCUUCACGCCCCAGCUGCGCUAUAUCCGCGGACCACCUCCGAUUUGAGGACAGAAAGCGACUUUAGCCCAUUUAGCAGGCCGCUCACAUCGUUGUAGGUUACCGUUACGUUAUGUUAAGGCAUUUAACAGCUGUAACUAGAGUUAACCAGAGAGUUAACCGCCACUUGGCAGAGCUACUCAGCUCGCUUUUGGCGCGCGUCUCCCGCGCUCGAGGUUUUAUAAGGCAAACAGAGCGCUCUCCUCCGAAAGGUGCGACACCCAGAGGCAGCCCAAUUUUAUAUGUCUAAUUUAGGUAGCGAGCGCGAAAUGAACGCAAUUUAUAGUAAGGAUAUAUUUGUUAUUUCGGUUAAUUUCCUACGAGUUUAGGUUGCAGUUCGAUUGAACGCAUUGAAGAUGUACUUAGGCGAUUGAAAAGCCACCUGAAAACUGCCGCAUAAGGAGGAACAAACGGGAGGAUCAGGAUCCCCACCCAGUAAAUAUUUAUACGAAUGAGAAUGAUCAAUUGAGAGUCGUUAUUGUAUACUUUUUUGUUUGAAAAACACUAAAGUGCCUACAAAUGCGAACUGUGAACGAGGAGCUAUCAAAAGGAGCAGAUGACAAAGGAUCCGGAGGGGAAUCCAAAUGAGAGUAUCAAUCCAAGGCAACGAAGCAAACAGAAGCUAAAAGCCAACCGCACUACGGGAGUUAUCGGAUGAAGCUCACCAAAACAGAGAUUGAGAAUCAGAGUUUAUAUUUUUAUACGCAACGCAACUAUACACAAUCAGUGCGAAGACAACGACUCUUCAGAACCACACACAUCAUACGUUUUAUGUCUAUUAUAUUAAUAGGAUAAACCUUAAACUUAUUUUGCAAGCCGAAAAAUUCAACAAAAAAAAGAAACUAGAAAUUAUCUCUUAGGUUCGUGUUUGGAAUUCCUAGACUUAGUUUAUGAUUUACCCACUCCUGGCAGAUGAUCGUUGUAAUAUACUUGUAAGGUUUAUAUA